GUUACGAGUAGGCGAAACAUGUAAACCUGUAGUUAUAAUUCUAUCAAUCAGAACUCAACCGAAAAUGAUGACAUAAAAACAUUUCAAAAUUAAAAAAAAAUGUCUACAAUGUCAAGUUGUCAGAGGAACCAAAAAUGUCUGAGCACUUUUGGGAUGACCCAGUAAUAAUCCUUUAUCUUCUCCUAGUUAUCCACAUAAGCGACAAUCUGUGGGCCAUUUACUUGCUGCUUCGCGAGAUACAUGUGGUCUACAAGGUUCAGAUGGUACCAGACUUGAUACGUCCCUAUUUACCACAGGAGCUCUUUGAAAAGAUGCGUCUUCACAAGCUCCACAAGGGCUGGUUCACCAUUGUCAAUACAAUGGUAAUGGUGAUAAUAAUGGGCGUGUUGGAGCUAUACUUUGGAUUAUAUUCUUGGCUAUGGGACGUGGCCACACAGUGUGCCAUUGCCCAGUGGAUGAAGCACGAGGUCAUUGUAUCACUGAUUUUUGUAUUCAUUUUGAGUAUCUACUUUUGGAUCAAGAGCCUUCCGGGCGCCAUAUACGAAAAGUUAUGCAUUCCCAGUUUGCACAAUCGACAAAAAUCAUCAGUGGCAGCCAUUAUUGUGAAGGUGAUCGUGGACAUAAUAGUGGGCAUUCUGGUGACCACAAUGAUGGUAGUUGCUCUGGUGUAUCUCACCCUCUGGCUGGGGGUGUUCACGGCGUUGGGUCUGUACCUCCAAUCUCUGAUAAUCACAUUUGGCCUGAUGAUCAUUAUUCCAUUUUUGAUUGAUCCGUUUUUGGGUAAACGGGUGACUCUUGAGAACACGAAUUUGCGGACCGAGCUGGACAAUCUCACCAAAAAAGUGGAAUUUCCAACACACCAGGUGGUCAUUAUUAAGGUUCACGAUCCAAGCAUAGGCAGCAAUGCUUUCUUCUACGGGUUUGGCUGCCUCAAGAGAAUUAUUAUCUUUGAUGGCCUGUUGCUGAAUAGGGGUAAGCGUGAUGUAUCGGAUUUGUCGCCAGAGGAGAUUGGUAAGGGCUUGCGGGACGAACAGGUGGUCGCGGUGGUGUGCCACGAGCUGGGCCACUGGAGUCACGGACACUUCUGCAAGACGGUAGUUACCUUCCAGGUCUAUUUGAUAGUGAUGCUGAUCUUAUUCACAAUCACCUUUUCGCACGGACCUAUUUAUGAAGCCGUGGGAUUCGCCCCUGGAGUCCAGCCUAUCAUCGUUGGGUUUUUCAUAAUCUUCGGAUUUGUGCUGACACCGUACCUGACCAUGGCAAACUUCGUCAUGCUGAGCUUGGGUCGGUGCUACGAGUACCAGGCUGAUAAGUUCGCCUUCCGACUGGGAUACGCAAGAGAACUACGUACGGCGCUGCUGAAGUUAUACGCCGAUAAUCUGGUGUUUCCUGUGACGGACAGGUGCUACUCCAGCUGGCAUGACUCCCAUCCCACCAUGAUCGAUCGUCUGGAGCGCCUGGACUCACUGUUAAACUAUGGAAGUUAAUAUGAUUUAUAAAAAUGACAAUACUUUAUACAAACUAAGUAGGUUCCGAUUGAAUAAUCCCGCUCGGAUAUUAUAGAUAUAUCAUCAUUAAA
Molecule: messenger RNA, 1579 nt
Organism: Drosophila ananassae
Lineage: Eukaryota; Metazoa; Arthropoda; Insecta; Diptera; Drosophilidae
Gene: ste24b
Product: CAAX prenyl protease 1 homolog
Exons: 2
Coding region: 135-1487 (450 amino acids)
Biological process (GO): CAAX-box protein processing
Cellular component (GO): endoplasmic reticulum membrane
Molecular function (GO): metalloendopeptidase activity
Source: RefSeq, a predicted model, not a curated record